CCCUCUCUCUCUCCCUCCCUCCUCUGUGUGUGUAACUGCCAGCUCUCCGUUCUUCAGGAGCAGCCCCGCAGGGAUGUGGUUGACUCCGCCCCCUCCUCCUCCGCUGUGGCCCCGCCCCCAGCCGGCCUGCUGGACCCCGCCUCCUCCUCCUGCCCCGGCACGCCCUCCUCGCUGCACGGGCGGUUGGCGGGCUGCCCGUCGCCGGGGGCAACCCUGAAGCGGCCCACGGCGCUGAGCCGCCACGCCAGCUCCGCGGGCACCUGGGGCUUCAGCAAGGCCCACCACGUCAAGGGGGCGGCGGCCCUGCACAGCCCCGCCUCCGACGGCGUGGCGGAGGGGGGCGUGGCCAUCGAGGUGACGGACAUUCCUCCGCUGCUGCGCGACGUGGCGCGGUUCGCCGAGGCCGUGGAGAAGCUGAAGGACGUGGUGAUGGGGGAAGAUAAGCAGGAGACCCGGAGGCCGUUAGCCCAUGAGUGCCUGGGGGAGGUCCUUCGCGUGCUCAGGCAGGUGAUUAACACCUACCCCCUGCUCAACACCGUGGAGACGCUCACCGCCGCCGGGACGCUCAUCUCCAAGGUCAAAGGAUUCCACUAUGAGGUCAGUAAUGAAACGGACAAUAAGGAAUUUGAGAAGGCCAUCGAGACCAUCGCAGUGGCCUUCAGCAGCAAUGUGUCAGAGUUGCUGAUGGGGGAGGUAGACAGCAGUACCCUUCUGUCUCUGCCACCCACGGAGAAGAGCAGGUCCAUGGAGAAUCUUUAUGCAGGCAUGCCAAACCAGGGAUCAGACUUCACCCUGUCCAAGAGUGACCUGCAGGAAUGUGUGUGGAGUGCAGAAGUGGACAUUAUUCUGCAGCGCAGCGAGGGUGGAGUUGACUCCGCCCUCACCUACGCCAAGUCCAUCUCCAAGUACCUGAAGGACGUCAUCAGCUACGUGGACAAGAGGAUAGCACUGGAGAUGGAAUUUGCCAAGGGCCUUCAGAGACUCUACCAGUCUAGCAAGCAGAGUAUUGCACAGCCAUAUAUGCCGUUCUUCUCCAUAUACUCCCUGGCGCUGGAGCAGGAUUUGGAGCAGAGUGUAGGGGUGCAGCAGACAUCAGGCACUCUGCACAGCCAGACCUUCCUGCAGCCCCUGAUGCAGCGAAGGCAGGAACACGAGAAGAAACGAAAGGAGAUCAAAGACCAGUGGCAGAGAGCCAAGAGGAAGCUGAUGGAGGCGGAGUCGAACCUGCGCAAGGCCAAGCAGGCCUACAUGGCGCGCUUCGAGGAGUACGAUAAGGCCCGGACGGUGGCCAGCCGCGCGGAGGAGGAGCAGGGGGGCGCGGGCGUGGGCUCCACCAACAAGGCCCUGGACAAGAAGAGACGGCUGGAGGAGGAGGCCCGCAACAAGGCUGAAGAGGCGGAGGCCACGUACCGCACCUGCAUCGCCGACGCCAGCACACAGAGCCAGGAGCUGGAGGACGUGAAGGUCAACGUGCUGCGGCAGAUCCAGGAGGUCAUCAAACAGACCGACCAGACCCUGCGCUCGUCCACCAUCUCGUACUACCAGAUCAUGCACAUGCAGACGGCCGCACUGCCAGUGCACUACCAGACCCUGUGCGAGAGCAGCAAGCUGUACGACCCGGGCCAGCAGUACGCCGCCCACGUCAAAGACCUGCAGAUGUCCGAGGAGCCCGAGACCCAGUACUGCUUCGAGCCCUACAGCGCCCCCUCUGGCCAGCCAUCCAUCGGACCCCGCAGCAACAGCUUCGGCGCAGACCGCCCGGGCAGCCAAGAGGCCCCGCCCACCUCCGGGGAGGCGGAGUCUGUGGACGGGGGCGUGUCCUCUAAAGAGAAGGAGAGGCGGGGGCGUGGUCACCAGGUGUACAAGUCCUGGCCAUCGGCAGUGAGCGACACAGACAGUGUGGGCUGUGGGAGUGGCCUGGAGUCCCCCACGACCAGCACAGGAGAUUUAAGGAAAACCCCGCGGACCGCCUCUAUGGGGAGCGUGUCGUCCAAUGAGGACGCAGAGAUUAAGGCGGACAACGAGACCCCUUUCGAACGCGGCAUGAACGGGAUGGAGCCGGAGAUCGCCGUGCCGACGGGCCCGUUCCGGAACGUGGGGCUGUCCAAGGCCGCGCGGACGCACCGCCUGCGCAAGCUGCGCACGCCCGCCAAGUGCCGAGAGUGCGACAGCUACGUGUACUUCCAGGGGGCGGAGUGUGAGGAGUGCUUCCUGGCCUGUCAUAAGAAGUGUCUGGAGUCGCUGGCCAUCCAGUGCGGCCAUAAGAAGCUGCAGGGCCGGCUGCAGCUGUUCGGCAGGGACUUCGCCCAGGUUGCCCACGGCAACUCCGAGGGGAUCCCCUUCGUCAUCAAGAAGUGCAUCCUGGAGAUCGAGAGGAGGGCGCUGAAGAUGAAGGGCAUCUACCGGGUGAACGGGGUGAAGACGCGGGUGGAGAAGCUGUGCCAGGCCUUUGAGAACGGCAAGGAGCUGGUGGAGCUGUCCCAGGCCUCUCCCCACGACAUCAGCAAUGUGCUCAAGCUCUACCUGCGACAGCUCCCCGAGCCAAUAAUGCCCUUCCGUCUGUACAACGACCUGAUGGGCGUGGCCAAGGAUAGCCUGAAGGCGGAGUCCGGCGUGGGCGGGGACGUGGGGAAAGGGGCGGAGCUCGUGGACCUGGGCCCGGAGACCGACCCCGAGGUCGUGACCCUGGUGGAGAAGCUUCGGGAUCUCCUGAAGCCUCUGCCCCCAGCCAACGUGGCCACCCUGCGCUACAUCACCCGCCACCUGCGCAAGAUCUCUGAGCUGGAGCAGGAUAAUAAGAUGAGCCCCAGUAAUUUGGGCAUAGUGUUUGGCCCCACUCUGAUGAGGCCCCGCCCCACGGGGGCCACCGUGUCCCUGUCCUCAUUGGUGGAUUACCCGCACCAGGCCCGCGUCGUGGAGGCUCUCAUCGUCUUCCACGCCGCCAUCUUCCAGCCAGGCUCCGCCCCUUCCUCCUCAGGCCCCGCCUCCCAGAGGCACAGCCAGGACUGCACCGAGGAGAGCAGGAAGGAAGCAAAGGACCAAGGUGACGAACAGGAGUGUCAGCCAAUCAGGACCGAGUCAGAAAAGGGGGAGGAGUUCUGUGGCAACUCUUUGGCCUCCUCGGGCUCCCAGGAGAGGUCCCUGGACUCUGACUGGGAGCUGGAGGAGCAGGCGGGCGGCUCCCAGGCCAGGCUGUCCCGCCUGGCCAAGCAGGCCAGCGAGACCAGCACAGAGGAGGAGCCGCUCAGCCCCCGGGCCAGCCUGGACCUCUCGCACCAGGCAGUGCCCGCCCCCAUCGAGGAGGUCCCCCCCGUGCCGGACUCCGAGCCCCCGGACAGCGAAGAGCCCUGACCCCACCGCCCCCCCCACCCUCCCCUCUCCCCCUUCCCUCCCCUGGCAGACAGAGCUCAGAGGCGGAGCUGGCCUCAAUGUGGGAGGAGCUCAGUGCCCAACCAAUGAAACGCCACGGUCUCAGGACCCCUCUGAGGCUGUCCACGGCGUGCCUGUUUGGGGUGACGCAGUUGGCGUUUUCAAGGUUUUAAAGUGUAGAAGAAGCGUGCUCUCUCUCAGGAAACAGACGUCGACUUGCGCGACUGUUCCCUUUUCCUUUCUUUGGUCGAUGGUUUAAUGCGGUUUUUUUGGGGGGGGAUUUCAAGGGGAGUCUGGAAUUUUUUUUACAUUUCAUUUGUUUACGUUGUUUAAGUUUUGUAUGUUUGAUGUACAGGUGAUGUACUACCUUGAGUUU
Molecule: messenger RNA, 3745 nt
Organism: Anguilla anguilla (European eel)
Lineage: Eukaryota; Metazoa; Chordata; Actinopteri; Anguilliformes; Anguillidae
Gene: arhgap45a
Product: Rho GTPase activating protein 45a
Exons: 22
Biological process (GO): activation of GTPase activity; signal transduction
Cellular component (GO): membrane
Molecular function (GO): GTPase activator activity
Source: RefSeq, a predicted model, not a curated record